Molecule: messenger RNA, 3366 nt
Organism: Diorhabda sublineata
Lineage: Eukaryota; Metazoa; Arthropoda; Insecta; Coleoptera; Chrysomelidae
Gene: Eogt
Product: EGF domain-specific O-linked N-acetylglucosamine transferase
Exons: 5
Coding region: 213-1769 (518 amino acids)
Cellular component (GO): endoplasmic reticulum lumen
Molecular function (GO): protein N-acetylglucosaminyltransferase activity
Source: RefSeq, a predicted model, not a curated record
AGAAAAAGAAGACUUUUCUAACCUGAAAUAAGAAUCUCGUUUUUAUAACUACGCUUAUAUUUUUUACGAAAAGUUUUAUACCAUAUAACUAUCAUUGAAUAUACGUUAAUAAAUUUACAUUAAAAUAAUAAAUCUCCUAUUCUUCAGUCAAUUUGCGUACUAAAAUCAAAGCAGUGAAGUGAAGAAAAUUAGAAUAUUCAGUUUUUAUUACAAUGAGUACAGUAUUAAUCUUAACAGUAUUAUUCGUACAAGCUUACUGUGAUACAAACUUUACUACAAUCAACCUACCUGAUGAACACAUUCCUUAUUACUUUCGAAACUUUCCCAAAAUGGCAGGUAAAUGUUUAAAUGAUGAUAAAUGUCCGUAUAAAUCGUAUUUAAAUGAAGAUGUAUGUUGGGGAUACGAAUACGACUGUGAAUGGGAGAAACAAUACUCGAAACCUAAUUGUCCAGGAGAUCAUAAAGGGUGGGUGAAAACUAAAGCAGCCCAAGAAAGUACUUUUUAUACACAAGCCGACUUCGGAUAUAUUAAACAACAGUUGAGGGAAUUAAAAGUAGUUUGUGAGCCACUUUUUCCUCACGACAGUUCAUUGGAAUGUUCGGAACAUUUACGAUUCUGUAGAGGAAGAAACAUAAUGAUAAAUUUUACUAAAUUAAUGAAUAGAGAUGAACCUAUUCGGUACAAAAUGGAUGUAUUAGGUGAAGGUGAUAUCGGAGGUUAUUGUGACUUGAAAAAGGAGUGGUUGACGGAACAAUGUGAUCAUAUCAGCCCUUUGCAAAGCUGGGGACCUGAAUUGAGAUAUUUCAAGAGAUUAGAUCAUAGACCAAUUGUUGAAGGACACUGUGAUAUAGUUAUUGAAAAACCCACUUUCCUCAUGAAAAUAGAUGCUACUGUUAAUAUGUAUCACCAUUUUUGUGAUUUCUUAAAUUUAUAUGCUUCUUUACACUUGAACGCCACACAAGAAGAUGCUUUUUCAACAGACACACAUGUUUUAAUUUGGGAAACGUACAAUUACAGAUCAGCUUUCCAAGCAACUUGGGAAGCAUUCACUGAUAAUGAUUUGUGGGAUUUAAAAACGUUUCGAGGGGAUGUAGUUUGUUUUAAAAAUGUUGUUUUCCCUCUUCUACCGAGGAUGAUUUUUGGGCUUUAUUACAAUACACCUGUAAUCUACGGCUGUGAAAAAAGUGGAUUAUUUGAUGCAUUUUCAAAACACAUUUUACACAGAUUGAAAAUUUCUGAAUAUAAAAGAAAGAACAAGAAAGUUCGCAUCACUUUUUUAAGUAGAACAACUAAAUAUAGAAGGAUAUUGAAUGAAAUAGAAUUAAUAAAAGCUCUUGGAAAAAACGAUAAUUUGGAGAUACAGAGGGUUGUUUAUGACAAGGAUAUGCCUUUCAAAAAACAGUUAGAACUCACCAGAAACUCUGAUAUUUUUAUUGGAAUUCACGGAGCUGGAUUGACUCAUUUGUUAUUUUUACCGGAAUGGGCUGCAAUUUUUGAAAUAUACAAUUGUGAAGAUAACAAUUGUUAUUUUGACUUGGCUAGAUUGAAAGGAAUCAAAUAUAUAACAUGGGAGGACAUAAAUAAAUUGACCAUAAUCGACGAUGGAUCAUAUUCGGGAGGGGCACACGCUAAAUUCGUCAAUUACAGAUUUGAUCCUGAAGAAUUUGUUAAACUGGUAAACAGAGCAGUAGAGUACGUUAACAACCAUCCAAAAUUUCAGGAAUAUAUCAAAUAUGUAGAUAUAGUAAAAAAUCAUGAAGAACUUUAACUAAAAUAGGCUUUAAUAUCUUGUUUUAACUAAUAUGUUUAUCAACACUGUUAUUAAUAAUUUGAGACAUUCUGGAUUAAUUUGUUUCCGGUUGGUUAAAAAUGAAAUUAAUGAAGAAUAAUAUCGUUCUAGAAAAAUUUGAUAAAUUCUUACUAAACUCGAGUAUGGUUGCAGGUAAUUAAUUUUUUUCAUGUCAAGUUUAUCACAUUUGCAUUGAAUAAAAUUUAAAUAACCAAAAUGAAAGCGAAAUCAUUUCUCAUAAACAAUAAUAUGACUCUUAUUUUUCAAAAUUGUUGUCACAAUUUGAUUUUGUGAAAAUUUCUUGUCAUUUAUGCAAAAAAAUCUGACAACCUCGCACUAAAUUCUAAUAUGUUUACAUGACAGUUUUUUUUCCAAUUUGUGACAUUUGCAUGGAACAAAAUAUAAAUAUCCGAAGUGUUAGUGAAAUCAUUACUCAUGAGCAGUGAUUUCAGUACUUUUAUUUUCUAAACGUUGGCAGCGGCCGUGUUGUAAGAUUUAGAUUUGUCAAAAUCAAGCGAUUUCGUAGGAAUUUUGGUUUUGUUGUUUUUUAUACUCAUUUUAUAAUUAAUUAUUGUUAAAUUAUCAUUCUUCUUUUAUAAUUAAUAAUUUUUUCUUCUAUUUAAGAUUAUUACUUAAAUAUUUUAUAUUUUCAAUUUAAUUAACUUCAAAAUUUUAUACUACGACAGGAAAAAAUUUCAACGUGGCAACAAUGUAAAACAUCUGUCAUAUGUCUUUGCAACUUUAUUCUAAAAGCAGUAGUUCAUUUAACCUCUCAAGAAAUGUUUUGAAUAGAAGUUGGGUUUAAUUAUAUUUGAUUUCGAUUAAAAUUUAAUUAAUUAGGUGCUAUUUUUUUCAAUUUAUCGAAAUAGUAGUUAUUUUACUCGUAUAAUGCAAGUUUAGUUCGAUUAACACGAAAUAAAUUACAAAGUGUUGAGUGUAACAAAAUAAUAUACUUGUGCUUUUAUUUAUGCUAAAAUAUUUGCCAUAUUUUCAAGAAAUCUGGAACUGUGCAAUUACAGUAAGUAAUCAGAAAAAAAGACCCAUUUUUGUUAAUCUUCAAACUUGACUUUCUAGCAUUAUAGUUACUUAACUAUUAACAUUUAUUUUUGCAUACGAUAUUUAUAAUACUUUUAGUGCGAUUUUUAGUAUUGGUAAUGCAGUAUUUAAAAAAAAUUCAGUAUUAAUAAGUGUAAAGUUUUACAGAAUGUCCUUUAUAUAAAUAAAUAAAGCUAAUGGUCGAGACUUUCCACAUUUUUAGUAACAAUUAUGAUUGAUACAUUUAGAUUGUGUUAUUUAUAUGAUUUAGAACCAAAACUCGUAUUAUAAUAUAUAUUUUUACAAUUUAUCCGACAUAUUUUGGUUCCAGUUUUCUUGGUAAAAUAAAUGCCAUAUUAAGAAACUUAUUUUGUCAUAAUACGAUUGAUAUAAGGAACAUUUUAGGGUAAAUAAUAUUGAAAUGUUUAACAAAAACAUAAUUUAUUCAAUCCUUUUUUAGAAACAUUGUUUUUUACAUAUUUUUUUACAAUUAUUUUAUAUUUGUUAACAAAAAUACAAAAAAAUAAAUAUUAUAACAACA